CGCCCGCCGCAGGUCCUCGCUCCAGCAGGAAGAGGUGGGGGCUCGGUUUUGCCCCCAACGCCAGCCUGGAGGAUGCUGAGUCCUGCUGCUUCCCUCCACCCAGAGUCCCCGAGCACCCCUGCCUCCGACGGUGUCCCUGCGGGCACGAGCGUUUCCCCAGGACUCUCAGACAGACUCCCGCGAUCGUGCGCGCCGCCGGGGCUGGAGGAGGCGCUGAGCGCGCUGGGGCUGCAGGGAGAACGCGAGUACGCUGGGGACAUCUUCGCCGAGGUCUUGGUGUGCCGCGCGCUGCUCCGGAGGGCCCUGCCUCGCACCGUGACCCCGAAGAUGCGUGCGCUAGUGGUGGACUGGCUGGUCCAGGUGCACGUACGUACCCGCGGAGGGGUGGGCCUGGGACUGCGUCGCAGCCUGGUGGUCACCCGCGCUCCUCUCCAGGAGUACCUGGGCCUGGCAGGGGACACGCUGUACCUGGCCGUGCACCUGCUCGAUUCCUACCUGCGCGCGGGCCGAGUGCGCCUACACCGCCUGCAGCUGCUGGGCGUAGCCUGCCUGUUCGUGGCAUGCAAAAUGGAAGAGUGCGUGCUCCCCGAGCCCGCCUCCCUCUGCCUCCUGGGCGCUGGCUCCUUCUCACAGGCCGAGCUUCUGCGGGCCGAGCGCCGCAUCUUGAGCCGUUUGGAUUUCCGGCUGUACCAUCCAGGUCCACUCCUCUGCCUCGGCCUACUUGCCGCGGUGGCCCGGAGCAGCCCCCAGGUGAUGCUACUUGCCACCUACUUCCUGGAGCUGUCUCUGCUGGAGGCCGAGGCCGCUCGGUGGGAGCCGGGUCGCCGCGCAGCAGCGGCACUGAGCCUGGCGCACCGCGUGCUCAACGGUGCGGGAUCCGGGCCGGAGCCGGCGCUUUACAGCCCCGCGGAAUUGAGCCCGCUGGAGCCGUGCAUGGCUCGCGCAGCACUCAGAGGCCCCGCGCCCGGCCGAGCUGCCAUCUUCCUCAAGUACGCGCGGCCUCAGUGCCAAGGCACCAGCCUCACCGCCGCCCGCCUGCUCCGCCGCCCCCAGCCUGGGCCUCCCUGAAUCCCUAUCAAAAAAGACUUCGUGUGUGUCCGUCUCCCACUUCAAUAAAAGAGUUUCUUUUAUUCCGA
This is a messenger RNA of Hipposideros armiger (great roundleaf bat), 1136 nucleotides long. It is a transcript of the gene CCNP, whose product is annotated as cyclin P. NCBI's taxonomy places the organism in Eukaryota, Metazoa, Chordata, Mammalia, Chiroptera, Hipposideridae. The record is from RefSeq and is a predicted model, not a curated record. The transcript has 6 exons. The coding region runs from base 73 to 1068 and encodes 331 amino acids.